This is a messenger RNA of Nyctereutes procyonoides (raccoon dog), 4895 nucleotides long. Its product is annotated as zinc finger protein 28 homolog. Lineage: Eukaryota; Metazoa; Chordata; Mammalia; Carnivora; Canidae. The record is from RefSeq and is a predicted model, not a curated record. Gene Ontology annotation, molecular function: RNA polymerase II cis-regulatory region sequence-specific DNA binding; DNA-binding transcription factor activity, RNA polymerase II-specific. The transcript has 9 exons. Gene Ontology annotation, biological process: regulation of transcription by RNA polymerase II.
CCGCGGUGGGUGGGGGCAGCGAGCGCGCGCGCCUCUACGACAUGCAGGGAGCGGCGAGCGCGGGGGCCCGCGGGCAGGGGUCCCCGCCCCGCCGAGGCGCUCCCCGCACAAAGCCCGGGUCGGGCCGAGGCCGGACUGCGGGGACCCCGGCCGCCUUCGCUCGCCCUGCUCGGGGAAGGCUGCGCGCGAGGAACGGCCUGUCCUGCAGGGGCCCGCGAGCAGCGGUGACCAUGAGGCCGGAGAACCGAGUUCUGCCUUCUAGGGCCACUGCCCUUCUCCGGGAGAGGAGGCACAAGCAGGAGGCAUCAGGGGCGAGAACGGAACUGAAAGCCAUGUCUCAGAGCUUGGUGACAUUUGGGGAUGUGGCCGUCAGUUUCUCCCAAGAGGAGUGGGAGUGGCUGAACUCUGCUCAGAGGAAUCUGUACAGGAGUGUGAUGUUGGAGAACUACAGGAACCUGGUUUCACUAGGACUUUGCAUUUCCAAGCCCGACAUGAUCUCCUCAUUGGAACAGAGGAAGGAGCCCUGGAUGGUGAAGAGAAAGUUGACAAGAGGCCGGUGCCCAGAUUUGAAGGCUGUGCUGGAGACCAAGGAGUUACCUGCAAAGAAGGACAUCUCUAAAGAAAAGUUAUCCCAGGCAGUGAUAGUGGAGAGACUCACAAAUUACAGCCUGGAAUGCUCCAUAUUGGAGGAACAUUGGGAUUAUGGUGCUCUGUUUGAGAGGCAGCCGGGCUUAGUGACUAUCACGAAUAUGGCCGUAGACUUCUCCCAGCAGCUGGACCCUGCUCAGAAGAGUUUCUGUAAGAAUGUGAUAUGGGAGAACCGUAGUGACCUGGGGUCAGUAGGACCCUGUGUCUCUAAGCCAGAUUUGGUCUCUCUGCUGGAGCACGGGAAAGAGCCCUGGAUGGUGGAAAGAGAACUGACAAGGAGCCUGUUCUCAGGCCAACAGUCUAUACAUGAGACCCAGGAAUUAUUUCCAAAGCAAGAUACAUUUGCUGAAGUAACAGAUAGAACUUCAAACACUAAUUUGGAGUGUUCCACUUUCAGAGAAAAUUGGGAUUCUGAGAGUGUGUUUGAAAGGAAGCUGGUAGGUCAGGAGACACAAUUCAGGCAAGAGGCAAUCACUCAUAAUAAAAGCCUCUCUAAGGAAAGAGAACGUAAUUUUAAUAAAUCUGGAAGAUGGUUUCAUUUGGACAUUUCCGAAGAGAGAGUUCAUAAUCGUGAUUCAGUUAAAAAUUUCCCCAAAAAUUCAGUGGUAAUAAAACAUACGGGAAUUUAUGCGGGAAAAAAACUUUUCAAAUGUAAUGAAUGUAAGAAAACUUUUACCCAGAGUUCAUCCCUUACUGUUCAUCAGAGAAUUCAUACUGGAGAGAAACCCUAUAAAUGUAAUGAAUGUGGAAAGGCCUUCAGUGAUGGCUCAUCCUUUGCUAGACAUCAAAGAUGUCACACUGGCAAGAAGCCUUAUGAAUGUAUUGAAUGUGGGAAAGCUUUCAUACAGAACACAUCCCUUAUUCGUCACUGGAGAUAUUACCACACUGGAGAGAAACCCUUUGAUUGCAUCGACUGUGGAAAAGCCUUUAGUGAUCACAUAGGACUUAAUCAACAUAGGAGAAUUCAUACUGGAGAGAAACCCUACAAAUGUGAUGUAUGUGACAAAUCCUUUAGAUAUGGCUCAUCUCUUACUGUACAUCAAAGGAUUCAUACUGGAGAAAAACCAUAUGAAUGUGAUGUUUGCAGAAAAGCCUUCAGUCAUCAUGCAUCACUCACUCAACAUCAAAGAGUGCAUUCUGGAGAAAAGCCUUUUAAAUGUAAAGAAUGUGGGAAAGCUUUUAGGCAGAAUAUACACCUUGCUAGUCAUUUGAGGAUUCAUACUGGAGAGAAACCCUUUGAAUGUGGGGAAUGUGGUAAAUCCUUCAGCAUAAGUUCACAGCUGGCUACUCAUCAGAGAAUACAUACUGGAGAGAAGCCCUAUGAAUGUAAAAUUUGUAGUAAAGCAUUCACCCAGAAGGCUCACCUUGCCCAGCAUCAGAAAACACAUACAGGAGAGAAACCAUAUGAGUGUAAGGAAUGUGGUAAAGCCUUUAGCCAAACCACACACCUUAUUCAGCAUCAGAGGGUUCAUACUGGAGAGAAACCCUAUAAAUGUGUUGAAUGUGGGAAGGCCUUUGGUGAUAACUCAUCCUGUACUCAACAUCAGAGGCUUCACACUGGCCAAAGACCUUAUGAAUGUAUUGAAUGUGGGAAGGCAUUCAAGACAAAAUCAUCACUUAUUUGUCAUCGCAGAAGUCAUACUGGAGAGAAACCUUAUGAAUGUAGCGCAUGUGGCAAAGCCUUUAGCCAUCGUCAGUCCCUUAGUGUACAUCAGAGAAUUCAUUCUGGAAAGAAACCAUAUGAAUGCAAAGAAUAAAAGAAACUUUUGAAAUGUAAUGACUGUGAGAAAACUUUCAGCAAAAUAUCAACCCUUACUCUUCAUCAAAGAAUUCAUACCGGAGAGAAACCCUAUGAAUGUAUUGAAUGUGGGAAAGCCUUUAGCCAGAGUGCCCACCUUGCUCAACAUCAGAGAAUACACACAGGAGAAAAACCUUUUGAGUGUACUGAAUGUGGGAAAGCCUUCAGUCAAAAUGCUCACCUUAUUCAACAUCAGAGAGUUCAUACUGGAGAAAAACCUUAUCAAUGUAAGCAGUGUAAUAAAGCCUUCAACCAGCUUGCACAUCUCGCUCAACAUCAGAGAGUCCAUACUGGAGAGAAACCCUAUGAAUGUAUUGAAUGUGGGAAGGCUUUUAGUGAUUGUUCAUCCCUAGCUCAUCAUCGAAGGAUUCACACUGGGAAAAGACCAUAUGAAUGUAUUGACUGUGGGAAAGCUUUCAGGCAGAAUGCUUCUCUUAUACGUCAUCGGAGGUAUUAUCACACUGGAGAGAAACCAUUUGAUUGUAUUGAUUGUGGGAAGGCUUUCACUGAUCACAUAGGACUUAUUCAGCAUAAGAGAAUUCAUACUGGAGAGAGACCUUACAAAUGUAAUGUGUGUGGGAAGGCUUUUAGCCAUGGCUCGUCCUUGACUGUACAUCAAAGAAUUCAUACAGGAGAGAAACCUUAUGAGUGUAAUAUAUGUGAGAAAGCCUUUAGCCAUCGUGGUUCACUUACCCUUCAUCAAAGAGUUCAUACUGGUGAGAAACCUUAUGAAUGUAAGGAAUGUGGGAAAGCUUUUCGGCAGAGCACACACCUUGCUCAUCAUCAGAGAAUUCAUACUGGAGAGAAACCUUAUGAAUGUAAGGAAUGCAGCAAAACUUUCAGCCAGAAUGCGCACCUUGCACAACAUCAGAAAAUACACACUGGAGAGAAACCUUAUGAAUGUAAGGAAUGUGGUAAGGCUUUCAGUCAAAUUGCACACCUUGUUCAACACCAGAGAGUUCAUACUGGUGAGAAGCCUUAUGAGUGUAUUGAAUGUGGGAAGGCCUUUAGUGAUGGCUCCUAUCUUGUUCAACAUCAGAGACUCCACACUGGCAAAAGACCAUAUGUAUGUCUUGAAUGUGGAAAGGCCUUCAGACAGAGGGCAUCCCUGAUUUGUCACCAGAGGUGUCAUACAGGUGAGAAACCUUACGAAUGUAAUGUUUGUGAGAAAGCCUUUAGCCAUCGUAAAUCCCUUACUCUACAUCAAAGAAUUCAUACAGGAGAGAAACCUUACGAGUGUAAGGAAUGUAGCAAAGCCUUCAGCCAGAUUGCCCAUCUUACACUUCAUAAAAGAAUUCAUACUGGAGAAAGGCCCUAUGAAUGUAAAGAAUGUGGGAAAGCCUUCAGGCAAAGUGUACAUCUUGCUCAUCAUCAGCGAAUUCAUACUGGGGAGUCCUCAAUUAUUCCCUCUUCCCCAUCCCCAUACCACCAAGUCCCCUAGAUUCAAUCUUCUAAAUGCCUUUAGGAUCCAUCCAAUUUUUUCCAUCAUCAUAGUACAAUAUAGAGUCACCUCAUUUUGAUUUUUAUAGUAUUAUAACCAUUUUCCCUCCUCUCAAGUGCAUUUUUAACACUGUGGCAGCUUAAUCUUUUAAAAAUAAAAAUCCAUACUUAUGUUGCUUUCCCAUUUAAAACAUUUGUCUUUAAGAGUAUGUUAGUCCAUUUAAAAGGCUUAGCACACCAUUCUUGACAUACAAUUAGUUAGUGCCAUUAAGGUAAAGGGUUCCUUGCUGUCAUGUUCAGCUGCAAGUAAAUCUGUUCAUCUGCAGUAGGUCAAGACUAAGAAACCUAAAGAUUUUAGAGCAGACAGAGGACUCUUUACUUUCCCAGGAGGUAGAAAACUGAACACAUUCAGAAUUGGAAGAUUCUGUGAUGAACAAGGGUAAUGUGGUGGCUCACCACUCCCUCUAUAUGAAUAAACACAAGGACUGAUAGUAUUGCUGAUGAGAAACUCUCACUUUGCCUGGCACUUAGAAGUGAGAAUAGGCCAGUUAGAACAAAGGCAUUUGAUAGAAUGUAGGACUAGCCAGAUAUUUAAAACGAACUAAAGUCUCAGUAAGCUACGAAAACUUGAGUAGAUUAAUAGCUAUGAAAUAAGCUGAAGAAAAUAGUUUAACACUUUUUUGUUUGUUUGUUUGUUUUUGGUUUAACACUUUGACCUCUAGAAAAGCACAGACAAUUCCUGUGGUGUUUGAAUUGUUCUAGAGCAUAAAAUAAUGUAAAGCUGCCCAUCUUAAUCUAUGAGAUUGACAAGACUGGUACCAAAACAAAAAUGCUGCAAUUAGCUUAUAAAUGUAGAUGUUAAAACUUGAACUUUUUAAAUAUUAAAAGGUAGAGUAAAUGGAGAGCUAGACACAUCUUUGUAUAGAAGGAGUCUGGCAAAGAUAUUUCUGUGUUAAAUAUGUAAAUUAAUUGAUAAUCCAGUAAAACUCCCAAUAUAUUUUUAAGUUGA